AUGGGGGAAGGCAAAAUCUGCCUGAAGCUCCUUGUGGACAGAAAUGCCAACCGAGUCAUUUUCGGAGAAGCCGGAAAAGAUUUCGUGGAUUUCCUUUUUCAGUUUCUUUCUCUUCCUGUGGGUACAGUUGUGAAGCUUCUCUCCAAGAACAAAAUGGUGGGCUCUUUGGGCAAAAUCUACGAAAGCAUCGAAAACAUGCAGGCCAGCUACAUGGAACCGAACGUGAUUAAAGAUGAUGUUCUUAAUCCGAAAGUUUAUUCUAGCCUUGGAGAUACUCCUCUCUUGUUAGGCAACGAAGGUAACGCUGAUCAGCUUCACGAAACAAAGUUCUUCUAUAGAUGUGGCUCUGGUUGCGGAUAUAUAGCAAGUGAUCUGAAGACAAAGUGCACUUCGUGUGGGAGAAUCAUGACUUAUCAAAUGAAUUACGUCAAGUCUGCGGAGAAUAAGGAAGCGGGUAAGAUAAGCAAGAGUGGUUAUGUGAAAGAUCUGGUUACUUAUAUGAUCAUGGAUGAUUUAACGGUGAAGCCCAUGUCUAAUAUUUCUGGAAUCACUCUGCUGAGCACAUUUAAGGUUAAGGACUUGAGUGCAUUAGAGAGCGUGGAGGUUUAUAUUGGGGAAAAGGAGGCUGUGGAUCUGCUCAUGGCUUCUUUUGUGACUAAGAAAGUUUUAACCUCCUUGUUUCUUGGGAAUUUGAAGGCUUGA
Daucus carota subsp. sativus is the source of this 702-nucleotide messenger RNA. RefSeq lists its product as uncharacterized. NCBI's taxonomy places the organism in Eukaryota, Viridiplantae, Streptophyta, Magnoliopsida, Apiales, Apiaceae. Bases 1 to 702 code for a protein of 233 amino acids. The transcript is spliced from 2 exons. The record is from RefSeq and is a predicted model, not a curated record.